AAAUAGGAAUAGGGUUUGCAUGCAGAAUCCUUCCGUACGCCCUAUAAAUUCGGAAGAACCCUCCUCCCUCCCCCUCUCUCACUACUCUUACUUGAAAACAAUCUCUCUCUCUCUUUCUCUCUAAAAACAGAGGUGAGAGAAGUUGCUUAAUUAAUUGCUUUUCUCUGGUUUCUGAUUUGAGUUUCUAAUGAGUCCUGCGAAGAUCGACAAUCCGGCUAGCCGGCUAGCCUCCUUCGCCAAGAGGCGCGCGAGCUUGUUCAAGAAGGCACACGAACUCGCCGUUCUUUGCGGUGCUGAAGUCGCCGUUAUCAUCUUUUCCGCUGAUGGCAAACUCUAUGAAUUUGCUAGUUCCAGCAUGCAGAAAAUUCUAACCAAAUUCAAGAUGUGCAAGGAGCUUGGCAUUCGUGCUGCAAUGCAGUCGACACCAGAAAACCCUGACGAAGAGGUGCAGAAGGAGGCUGGUGUUAGGAAAUUUCUGGGUAAGGACUUAGCGCAGAUGAGCUCACAGGAAUUAUCUGAGCUUGACGAUAAAUUAAUCAAAGGGCUGUUGUUCAUAAAGGAUACAAAGCUGCAACUGUUGAAGGAUGAAGUGGAAAAAUCAAGAAUGCAGGAACUGCAGGUUGUGCAGAAAAACCAGAUGUUGCUGAGACAGGUUGAAGAGCUUAAAGGCUCCGUUGCACGAUUAGUUUAUGAUCCAGUGCCAGUUUCUGUUUGCUUAUCUGCAAUGGAAGGCGAUAGGGAAUUUCUUCCAUCUACCAGUUCUGCUGCCAUCACUAGUAGCCCUGAAACAGAAAGCAACAACUUGCAAGAUGCAACAGAUAUAGCAGCCCUCCCGUUAACCAUUUGCGCAGCACCUACAAGCAUUAAUUCCAGCCCUUCAACGCCUGCUGAUCCAUCAUCAACCAGUUUUGGAGCACCACUUGCUAUAUUGACAACGGCAUUCAGCUCUCGCUCUGGCUACCACACGGAUCACAGAGUGGAACUUGUUUGAGCUGAGGAAACUACAUAUAACAUGCUAGUGCAUUAUUGGGCGUUAAAUAGAUGAUAUAUGUACAUAUUUUUCUUUUCAACUAUGGAGCUAUCUUUCUUAGUACAUUUACCUCCAUCAAUUUUUAUGGCCCUCUCCUAAUUGUGAUGAAUAUAUUCUAAUUAGAAUGAAAGCACCUUGCAGUUGCAGAGAUGUACACAAGUUUUUGACGUUUUAUAUUUACCAAUACAAGUUACACAGAAAAGGUUAAAAUCAACUACUAGUUACAAACUUUAUGAUUUUUGAUGUCGCUGAAUAUAUGGACAAACUAGUUAAUUCCCAACUUGAAAAAAUAAAGUUGAAUUGGGGUAUGUUUCUAUUCUGGAAACCUAAUGUUUCCGAGCAACUGAUUCCUUGCGUUCAAAACUCGAGAGAAGAGAUGAUCAUUUUGGUUGUGUAUCCCUUGUAGCAAAUCCUCCAUCACCUUCAAUCUCCUCUUCACCUCCUCCACGGGUUGAUCGCCAACCGCCAUUUUCACCUCGAUCACCUCUCGGUAGAACCUCGAAUCCACGUCCUUCAACAACGGAUCGUCUAAUCCUCCUGCGUUUCUCCUCAUCUCCAAGUAGGGCUCGGCGUCACCGCACAAGCCGGACACCACCAAACCCAGCGCCAAUAAUCCCAAUUUCCUGCACAAAAUUAGGGCUUCGAGAAGCACGUGUUCCUGCCGGGAGCACGCCGCGCGCUCUCCCAGCCUGACGACCGGCCUCUCGAGCUUCAGUUUCGGCGGCGUCGCGGCGAGGUGGAGGUGGUGGGGCGCGGACGGCGGCGAUUUGUUGAGGGCGUGGAGAAGGAGCAUUUUGGCGUGGGUGAGAUCGGAGAUGGACGAGGUGACGGCGUUGGAGAGGCUGAGCAAGUCGGAAGUGUAGGUGAGAUACUCGUCGGUGAGGGCAGCGCCCCACUGCGGCAUCGGGUAGUCGAUCUGGAUGGCUAGCUCCGCCAAGGCUGUGUUGGUUGCGUGGAUCAGAUGGAAGCAUUUGUUGAAGCCUCGGAGCGAGAGCAGCUCCGAUCCCGGCAGCAGGAUCCCGGCGAUGAAUUCCGAGAUUUCAGAUCGGAAAUCGGCGAGGGCAGCGGAGUUGAGGUGGCGAUCCAGCGGGCUGGAUGGGAAUUUGAGGGAACGGCCCAGCUUUUCUACUGAUAGCAGCAUUUGAUGGU
Salvia miltiorrhiza (redroot sage) is the source of this 2179-nucleotide messenger RNA. RefSeq names its product MADS-box protein AGL71-like. Gene Ontology annotation, cellular component: nucleus. NCBI's taxonomy places the organism in Eukaryota, Viridiplantae, Streptophyta, Magnoliopsida, Lamiales, Lamiaceae. Gene Ontology annotation, molecular function: DNA-binding transcription factor activity, RNA polymerase II-specific; RNA polymerase II cis-regulatory region sequence-specific DNA binding; protein dimerization activity. The record is from RefSeq and is a predicted model, not a curated record. The coding region runs from base 188 to 991 and encodes 267 amino acids. Gene Ontology annotation, biological process: regulation of transcription by RNA polymerase II. The transcript has 8 exons.